Messenger RNA from Penicillium atrosanguineum, 618 nucleotides. Its product is annotated as GFA family protein. Gene Ontology annotation, molecular function: carbon-sulfur lyase activity. Bases 1 to 618 code for a protein of 205 amino acids. The transcript is spliced from 2 exons. The record is from RefSeq and is a predicted model, not a curated record. NCBI's taxonomy places the organism in Eukaryota, Fungi, Ascomycota, Eurotiomycetes, Eurotiales, Aspergillaceae.
AUGGCCCACUCUGGCAAUAGUCCUUACCAUAUGCCGUCCCUCGAAAACCGUCCUGAGUACACGUUCUCAGACGAAGACCCCAGCAACCGCCCGCCAUAUUCACAGCAGCCGCUGGAUGAAUUUGGCGAGAUCAAGUGGCGCGCUCAUUGCCAGUGUGGCAAGGUAUCAUACAAGCUGAGACGCGAGCGACCGCUGAAAGCCAAGUUCUGCCACUGUCGCGGAUGCCAAGUUAUGCACGGCGCACCUUUCCAAUGGGCAGCCAUCUUCCCGAAGGAGGACGUGCGAUUCGAUAAUGGAACGAGCGGUCUGUCAUUCUAUGCAGCCCGAGAGAAAAAUACCAAAUAUCAAACGCCCACGAAAGUGUCGUGCUCUAUUUGUCGGACUCCGAUCAUGGAUGAAGGGCGCAACAUGUGUCUGAUCUUCCCACAGUUGAUUGACUUUUCCCACUCGCCGGAAGAGCAACGAGAGCGGAUUUCAACAUUUUUACCAUCAUGCCACAUCUUCUAUGAACUGCGUUUGAGGGAUAUUCAUGACGGGAUCCCUAAGUGGAAAGGGAUUGACGAGGAAAGCGAACAUCUGGAUGACAGUGGAAAGCCUCUGGAGGACUCAGGCGAGUAA